UCGACGCCGACAGCAUAUGUGCCGAUACUUUCUGGGGCUUUUCAUAUAGAAGACGAAGGAACGAAAGACCGCCUUUUCUGAUCUAUACAGAGGAACGAUAACUCAUCAUGGUUUUCGAAAUUGGUGUGCGAGCAGCAUCGAUAAUCCCAAAGGGCGUUGUUUUUGGAAGUCUACCGCCGCGUCUUAUAAAGUCUCAGAACAACAAGAGCUUGGAAGAUCAGAAGAUCGGGUUUGUCGAGGUGGAGUACAAAGAAGAACAAUUAGUUUGCCAAUAUGGUCAACAAUUCAACUGGUUAAAAUACAUCGGCAGUUCAAAUGAUAAAAACAAAGCAAAUAUUAAAGGAUUCAUCAACGAGAAUGGCGAGAUUUCAUUUGAUACUUAUCGCGAGAUUGAAAUUGGAGAAGAGAUUUUAUACACAUUUGAAAGAGAACGCUGGGAGGAUAAGGAACAAAAUGACAAGGACGGUCAUGGCGAAAGCAUGAAAAAUGAUAACAAAGAGCAACCUCAAAACCAUCUGAGAUUCAAGUUGGAUCGCUUUGACGGUGAGAACAAAGAAGAAUACAAGAAGAAUCUUGGUGAAGUAAUGCCGACGCCACUUCGUCUGGGCUGCACGUCAAAGGAGGAUAACAUAGACAAUUGGUUGGUUCGAGGUGUUUACACUGAAAAUAAAAACACGGCCAAUGUCCACGUCCAGGAAGAAACACGACCGAGAAUAUGGGAUUCCACUGAGUGUGCGCACAACUCCCGUUAUUACCCCGAAAUAUAUCACCACGGCAGAAUGGAACUAACCAAUGGUAAGACAGCAUUUUACUCAGGCGAUGAUUUAAACUGGUACCGUCGUCCGAUAGCCAUCACACGUCCACUUGGCUGCACUUGCUCCUGGCCGCCAGCGUACAUGCCUUCAAACAAACAUCACGACUAUCCAAGGUACAGGGAGACGUAUCUGGAACCGCCACACUCGUUACGCUCCAGCGAAUGUCAUACGAGAAGAAACGAACCCCAGGCAAGUCUGCAGGGAAUGUUGAAAGAAAGAAGCAGCCAAAGAGAGGAAUCGCGGGCGAUGAUAGCGGGAAACUCUCGAGAUGACUACAAACAACACUCUGAAAGACCGAUAGAGAGGACAUUAGACAUUGGACAACUCUCGCCUAGAAGCAAAGAUAAUCAGACAAAAGAGAUUGUACAAACGUUCGGGAUAAACCGCGAAACUCAAGAUGAGGUUAGCCGGGAAGAAGAUGAACGCAAAGGAGCUGAAAAUAUUAACAGUCCUGCAAUAACGUUUACACAAGACACAACCCCGAACACCACCAAACAACCUGGUCUACAAGAACAACAGGAAGACAUCAAAGACGAACCUGGAAACAGCUCUGGAUCCUCCUUGACCGCUACAGAAGACAAACCUCCCAGCGAGCAGUCAAAAAACGGUUCUCGUUUUGUAUGCGAUUACUGCGGGAAAUCUUACUGUCGACGGUACGUUUUGAAAAUCCACAUGCGCACACAUACGGGACACAAACCACUCCGCUGUACAGUAUGUUGGAAAUCAUUUGGUGAUCCAAGCAACUUGAAGAAGCAUAUUCGAUCACAUGCGAGGAAGAAUGCCAUUUAUACAUGUGAACAUUGCGGCCGAGGCUCGUUUUAUCGAUUGUGUGAUCUGGUGAGGCACAUUAAGUUUCGACAUAGACUGGCUAACGCAGAGAAGUGGACGGCCGACGCUGCUGCUGCUGCUGAUGAUAAAAAAUCGUGAAUUCCCGAGUUCCUUGCCCGUAGUGCAUAUAGCUACUCAGGUGUAAGCAGUGAACUUUUAACUUGCCCAUUGCAACACAGCCACGUAUGCAACACAAAGAACGCUAUUUUACUAUAAUUAAGGAAGAUAAAGCUAAUUCAAACCGCGUCGCAUUUUGUAGCUAAUUACCGAAAAAAUUGAAAACAUUUGACAAGCCAUUUCGGCCGAUUAUCUGUAAAUGCGUUCGGCACAAUGCUUAAAAAGCCCUUGGUAUUCAAUAAACUAAAGGGAUAUAGCUAUUUCAGUUCCUAAACAUAUUAGAUUCAAAGAUUGUAAAGAUCAAUUUUACAAUGGAGAAAUGAAAUAAAAAUUAAUGGCGUGGUAUAUUUUAAAAAUGUAAAUAGUAAAUAAUUGGUCAAUUCAGUUAGAAGAGACAUAUCUCAUGAUUUUUAAUAAUGAUAUUAUUGAUGCUUAAAUUGUUCUCGCGCGCGAAAGGCAUUAACACUAAGAGGUUAUGUUUUCAGCUCUGUUUGUUUGUUUCUCCUUCUGGGGAAGAAUAUCUUAGAAAAUUGUGAACAAAUUUUCUCGAACGGCUUUACAAAUAUCUCAAGAAGUGGUUAAACUCAGUUUCAACCUGGACAUUU
Molecule: messenger RNA, 2365 nt
Organism: Dendronephthya gigantea
Lineage: Eukaryota; Metazoa; Cnidaria; Anthozoa; Malacalcyonacea; Nephtheidae
Product: zinc finger protein 248-like
Exons: 3
Coding region: 108-1742 (544 amino acids)
Cellular component (GO): nucleus
Source: RefSeq, a predicted model, not a curated record